Molecule: messenger RNA, 808 nt
Organism: Aegilops tauschii subsp. strangulata
Lineage: Eukaryota; Viridiplantae; Streptophyta; Magnoliopsida; Poales; Poaceae
Product: EPIDERMAL PATTERNING FACTOR-like protein 2
Biological process (GO): stomatal complex development; guard cell differentiation
Source: RefSeq, a predicted model, not a curated record
GGAAAGACGAGCAGCCAAAGCUAGCUGGAGGCUGGACCAGUACACAUAUCCAGUGCAGGUGGUGCAGGCAGGUCCUCUGCUCGUCCUCCACUCCGCUUCACUUCACCUCUCUUCUGCCUUCCCUCCCAAUGGGACGCCGCCGCCAUGUCGUCCUCCUCCUCCUCCUCCUGCUCCUCUUGCAGCUGGUUCCCCGGAUCCUCGCCUCCACCGCCGCCACCCACGGCAAUGGAGAGGCCGCCAUUACCAAGGACGAAGGGGGCAGCGUGGGGGCGAUGAUGAGGCAGACGCUGGGUUCCCGGCCGCCGAGCUGCGAGGGGCAGUGCCAGUGGGCGUGCGGCGGCCGCCGGUGCGAGGCCGUGCAGGUUCCCGUCACUCCGCGCGACCUGGAACAGCAGCUGAAGAAGAAGAAGGAGAAGCGGACAUCGUUGGCGGCAGGACGAGGAGGGGGCGUGCUGUUGCCGUCCUCGUACGACGAGCACUCAAACUACAAGCCGCUCGGCUGGAGAUGCAAGUGCCUCCACUCCUAGUCCUAGCAAGCUUGAAAUCGAUCACGCCAUGGAUCCUAAGCUACCUUCUAGUGGUGUCAAUAUAUAUGAAUCUGAAGCUUCGUUCGUUGUAGUAUUGUACAUGGGAUCUGCAAGCCUUGCUUUUGUGCUCUGCUCUUUCUUGUGUUCGUGUGAUUAAAGUUCAAUUUCUGGGCAGAAAACACGUACUCUUUAGAACUCGUUUACAUUUUAGCUAGUAGUAAAUGAGUAGUACGUUUCUUUUGCUGCACUUUUAACUAGUCAGCCUGUCUCUUGACUCUUCA